This is a messenger RNA of Hemibagrus wyckioides, 2588 nucleotides long. Its product is annotated as cell adhesion molecule 4-like. Gene Ontology annotation, biological process: cell adhesion. NCBI's taxonomy places the organism in Eukaryota, Metazoa, Chordata, Actinopteri, Siluriformes, Bagridae. The transcript is spliced from 6 exons. The coding region runs from base 172 to 1074 and encodes 300 amino acids. The record is from RefSeq and is a predicted model, not a curated record. Gene Ontology annotation, molecular function: integrin binding.
AGUCCCUUCUGGUCCCCCUUCAGUCGAACUAUGGCAUGGACAAGAGCAGCGAGGCAAAGCAGAGCUUUUGUUAGGAGUCACAGCUCAGUUUUUGGGUUGCCAGGCAGGAUCGAGUCGCAAUUCCUUUCACCUCUGCACCAGGACUGUGUAGAUUUCAACUAAAACUCAACCAUGCUGCAGAAUAUACUGAAAUGUCUUGUUCUCUUCAUCCUCCAAACAGCAUCAGGUGAUGACUGCUCUUUGGAGAUUUCUCCCUCGAGAGCAGUGGUGAGGUUUGGAGAAGCAGUGUCGGUCAGCUGCGUGGCGUCCCGGCCUGUGCGUGUGUUAGGAUGGGAAUCAGCCAUCGGCGCGUCGUACACUCAGCGUGACCUCGCAGUCCAGUGGCAGGUGGACAGCUUGAUCGACUGGAUCGAGGAGCCAAUCUGCUACGGGGUUUUCUUCACUGCACCCAGACAGUGUGAAGAGAAGCUCAACCUUGUUCUAUACAAAACUCCAGACAGCAUCUCCAUCAGCUUGGUGAACCACACCGGAGCCAUGGUGGAAGGCAGAGAGUACCAGCUGCUGUGUGAGGUACAGAACAUAGCACCAGUCCAGUAUCUCACGCUACGGUGGUACCGAGGGCAGACUGAAGUUUACAAUAACACCUUCUCCGAGCUGUCACCUGCCACCCCAGUCCAAGUGUCUUCCACCCUGCUGAUCACGCCAAGCAAAGCGGAGGAUGGAGCUCCGUACAGCUGUGAGGCAGCACUGGAACUGGGACUGGAAGGACCCCAGCCUCCUCCCAGAGUGAAAUCAGAGCCUCUCAGCAUUAAUGUUCACUAUCCUCCUGACUCAUUCGACCCACAGCAGGAGGUUGUUGAGCUCGACGACGGUGAUAAGAUCACGCUGAACUGCUCAGUAGGAGGAAAUCCGCCACCUCUGUACAGCUGGAGCUCACUUCACCUGCAGGAAACUGACGAUAAUCAGCCACUUUUCACAGCUUCUUCCUCAGGCACUUACACCUGUACUGCAUACAAUUUACUGGGCAAAUCGAGCAAGCAGUUCAUCAUCAAGCUCAAAUCCAAAGGUGUUUAGUUUCACUCGUCUUCCUGGUGUUUAAACUGGAUGGAUUUACAGAUGGUGUGAAGACAUCUGAUGUCCAAACCUGCCAGAGCCUGCAAUAUAAAUCUUCCAUUAUCCCCUGUGAUUAUCGCAUCCUUGAAUAUUUCUAACAUGCUGUGUAAUGUCUAUCAUAGAUGAUUUAAUGUCUCAACUUGUUUAACAUUUUAAAACAUAUUUUUAAAAUAAAAUGAGCAUAUACACACCUGCUUUUAUUCAGUGUAUCUGCGGUAGAGCUGGCAGGAGUUAUGGAAGAUAUGGCUUUCAAUUUCCUGGAUAUUUUUUUGUGUGUAGUGAAGACACACACACACACACACAGGUAUCAGACGGGCUGGUUGAGUUUUUCAGAAACUGCUGAUCUUCUGCUAGGAUUUUCACACACAACAUUCUUUAGACAUUCUCUAGAGUUUACUCAGAAUGGUGUGAAAAACAAAAAAACAUCCUGUGAGCAGAUGCCUUGUUUAUCAGAUCAUCUUAGCUGGAAAGGCUACAGUAACCCAAAUAAUCACUCAGAAGACUCAACACACCAAACCUUGAGGUGGAUGAGCUACAACAGCAGAAGACCACAUCAGGUUCCUCUCCUGUCAGCCAAGAACAAGAAUCUGAGGCAGACUCUGGGCAGCUGAAGACUGAAAUAAGACAAGGUGAUUUUCUGAUCUUCAUCUGUGUCCAGAUUUAUUGUUUUUUCUGUUAUAAUCAGCUAAACUCUUCUCUUCUGUGAAGGUUUUCCACUAGAUGUUGGAGUGUGUCUGUGGGGAUUAGUGAUCAUUCAGCUACAAGAGCGUUAGUGAGAUCAGACACUGAUGUUGUAAGAGUGAGGGGGUCUGGGGUUCAGUCUGUGUUCCAGUUCAUCCCAAAGGUAUUCAGUGGGGUUGAGUCAGAGUCAGGGCUCAGUGCCGGACACUCCAGUUCUUCCACUCCAAACUUCUCAAACCAUGUCUUCAUGGAGCUCUGUGCUUUGUGUACAGGGGCAUUGUCAUGAUGGAACAGGGUUCAAGUCUCUUAGUUCCAGUGAAGAGAAGCUGUAAUGUUACACACAGCACACAGAGACACAUCUAGACAAUUGUAUGUUUCAGUUUAAGGAAGAAGCAUAUCUGGGUGUGAUGGUCAGGGGUGCACAUACUUUUGGCCAUGAAGUAUUUUUUGGACAUCUCUAGGAUCAAAGCUUUAAUCAUAUAAUGAUUCAUUAUUCUGUGGCUGGUGGAAUAUUGUGGAAAGCUUGUAGGUGUAUAUGUGUUCAAGGAACAGGGCUGAGUGAAUGUUUUAAUGAAUUUCAGAGGAAGUGUGGGCUGAAUGAGCUAAUGUUUUAUUUGAACCAAUGUAAUAUUUAAUGUUAAGUGCUAUAGGAUCUAGUAAUGUUUUAUACCACCAGCUCUGUUGAAUUCUGACUGGUCAGAAGGUGUGGAUUAAUUUUCCAUAACUGCAGCUCUGACUGUUGUGCAGCUUCAUUUCAAUUCACAGGUUUAUACGAACACUAACAUAAUAAUAUU